Messenger RNA from Pichia membranifaciens NRRL Y-2026, 2172 nucleotides. RefSeq lists its product as hypothetical. Gene Ontology annotation, cellular component: nucleus. Lineage: Eukaryota; Fungi; Ascomycota; Pichiomycetes; Pichiales; Pichiaceae. Bases 1 to 2172 code for a protein of 723 amino acids. Gene Ontology annotation, molecular function: nucleic acid binding; exonuclease activity. The record is from RefSeq and is a predicted model, not a curated record. The transcript has a single exon.
AUGAGCCAGAAUUUGAUAGAGAAACAAGUUGGAAGUGCCAACGGUAGUCAUGAUGGCGAUGAUGAUAAUAAUGUGCAUCGUCACGUGGCUAGACUGAGUAUUUCCGUCGGGGAUGAGUCUUUCGAUGAACGCCAGAAAUUUUUAUUUUCACUGAGAAACCAACAUAAACAAGAAUCAAACGAGACACUUGACAACACAAAAGAAACAGAAAUAGAAGCAGAAGAAGGGACGGAUAAGCUUAGUGUGAAGACGAACAGCAGGACCGAAAGAACCAAGAAGAGAAAAGAGUUGAAGAAACUCAAGAGGAGAGAAAAAAAACUCUUGGACGACUUGAGCUCGAAUUCAAGCUCCGCUGAAUCACUUCAUGAAUCUGCGAUUGCUGAGUCAAACGAAAAAGUAACAGUACCUGCGAAAAAUGUAAGGGGAUCCAAAAGAAGAAGAUCGUCAGUGGCUCAGACUGUGAUCGUGCGGAAGAAAAAGUUCUUGGAGUCAAAACCCCAGCUAUUCAUCUUUGGUGACAGAGAGAAAAAAGCCUCAAUAUCAUCUAUACGAGAUUUGCUUUUGUAUUCCCUGACAGAUAUGGAUGUCAAACCAAGAUGGUGCAAACUAGAGAAUCGAAAAUCCGUUGACAAAUUUGUGAUUGUAUUUUUGCGUGGCUUGACAAACGAGGAAUUUGGGAUGCCAGUGCUGAAAGAUGAAACCGAUCCUUUGCUAAUCUCCAAAUAUCAGCUUAAGCCAGAGCUAGACAAUUUUCCUCAAAUUUUCAAAGAAGUGGUGCCGAUGGUUUCGCCGGGCUCAAACAAAUGUAUAUAUUCAACCUACUCGUCCUUGGUCUCCUACUCUUUGUCAAAAAAGCAAAAGCUUGCUAUUCAGAAAGAAAACGAAAACCGGAAAAUAGUUUUGCCAGACCUCUACCUAAAGUUAGAGGAGCUAACUUUCAACAACUAUCCUAUACACCAUGAUGUUGAAGGUGCAACUAAAGAGUUAAUUGAUAUGACAAGAGACUUCAAAAGUACUAAGAAUUUUGAGCACGAAGGUUCAAAGACUUUUGCAUUAGAUUGUGAGAUGUGCCGUUCGGAACACAACAGGAUAUUGGCAAGAGUUUCAUUAACUGAUUUCGAAAAUAAUGUCUUGGUUGAUGAAUUGAUUAUACCUACAGAACCUAUUGUGGACUACUUAACACAGUGGUCGGGUAUAACUGAAGAGAAAAUAGCAGAAGCAGAAACAACAGUGGAAGAAAUUCAAGAUCGCAUACUCUCUAUUGUUUCUUCCAGUGAUACACUAAUAGGUCACUCCUUAGAAUCUGAUUUGAACAUCCUCAAAAUUAAGCAUCCAAAGAUCGUGGAUACUUCCCUUUGUUAUGAUCAUCCCCGUGGACCUCCAGCAAAAGCAUCUUUGAAAAUGUUAAUGUCAUCUCAUCUCGAUACGUCCAUCCAAAAGGGGUUUACCGGUCAUGAUUCCGUGGAAGACUGUAUAAGUUGCAUGGAGCUAGUCAAGUUGAAGCUUGCCAAGGGAUAUUUGUAUGGCAAAUCAUACAACAUGGAGUCCUUGUUCAAACGUAUCUCCCAAAACUACAAACUGGUCAAAACUGCAGCAGGUGUGAAGAUUCCUAAGAGCUCAGUUGUCAUUGGGUACUCUGCUGUUAAAAAUUUUGGGCACCAUGAAACACAAGUCCAAUGCAGAUCUGAUGACGAAGUUGUCGAUGAAUUCAUUGAUAAACAGCCUAGCCAUGAUCUCGUCAUAAUGAAAAUGAGAGAACUAGAAUUUUUUAAGAAAUUUUCCGCUAAUAAUACGGUGGAAGAUUUAGAGUUACCUGCUACAGAAGAAGAAAUGCUCAGAAAAGUUAAUGAUAGAUUGAAAAGAAUUUACGACAAUUUGUCGCCGAAUUCGAUGUUAGUCGUGUGCUCUGAAAAUGGAGACACGAGAGAAAUGUUACGAUUGCAAGAGUUGUGCAAGACAUUUAAGUACAAGGUGGAAAAGGGCGAGAACAAUGAAAGUGUGCACGUAAAGGACGACAGCUGGACAGAGGAUAAUUCCGAGAAGUUGGCUAUAGCUACUGAAGUUGCCAAAGAUAGCUUGUUCUUAUGUACGUUGAAAGCGGAAGACUCUGAUAUUACCAGAAGCUCAACACCUGAAUCUCCCCUUACAAAUGAGAACUCUUUUGCAGAAUGA